Messenger RNA from Lodderomyces pseudojiufengensis, 4338 nucleotides. Its product is annotated as ATP-binding cassette bilirubin transporter. Gene Ontology annotation, cellular component: membrane. Bases 1 to 4338 code for a protein of 1445 amino acids. NCBI's taxonomy places the organism in Eukaryota, Fungi, Ascomycota, Pichiomycetes, Serinales, Debaryomycetaceae. The record is from RefSeq and is a predicted model, not a curated record. Gene Ontology annotation, biological process: transmembrane transport. Gene Ontology annotation, molecular function: ABC-type transporter activity; ATP hydrolysis activity; bilirubin transmembrane transporter activity. The transcript has a single exon.
AUGGCUCCAAAUAAUGAGAAUGCAUUUAACCCAUGCUUUUUAACACAUUUGUUGUCAAUCUUUGGAUUGAUCAGUAUAGUUUGGGGUUUUUUCACUUAUUGGAUUUUAUUCAACUCAAGAAAGUAUGGUUAUUUUAGCAAUCAAGACUUAAAAUCCAAACAAAAUAUCAAGGUAUUACUCGUCCUUAUUGAAUUCAUUUUAUUUGCAUAUGUAUCAAGUUUCAUCACCAUUCAUGAAAGAUUUGCGGAUCAAAAAUUAAUUUCAUUUGGAGUACUUAGCAUCACCUUGAUAUUGAUCAUUUUACCCUUACAUGUUUUGGAACCUUUUUAUUCCCCAAUUCAAUUAGACGUCUUGUUGAUUUUUUGGCCGUGUUUUACAAUUUUUGUUAGUACAUUAUAUUUUCAAGAUAAUUAUACACAAUGGGUGUUAGUGCAAAACACCAAUACUUUCAUUGAACUUUUGUUAAUAUUGAAUUCAAUAAACAUUUUCAUUUUGGAGUAUUACUAUUAUAAUCCAUCAUCUGAAUUAAUCAAAGAUUAUAAAAAAAGAGGAGAAGAAAUCAAAUUGGAAGAACCUAAUAUAAUUCAGAGAGUUACCUUUACUUGGAUGAAUGAUUUAAUUGUGAAUACAUACAAAAAUAAAACUGUCACGAAUGCUGAGUUACCUAACAGUCCUGACAAAAUUACAACUUUAUAUGCAUCAAAAAUCUUAAAUUCAAACUGGCAUGGAGGUAGUUUACUCAAAAGUUUACUCAAAUCCUUUGGAUAUGGAUUAUCUGUAUCAUUUUGGUAUGAAAUAAUUGCUAGAGCCUUAAAUUUUGUUAAACCACAGCUAUUGAGAUUAUUCAUCUUGUAUUUCACUGUUUCCAAUCCACCAAUAUUGAAAGGAUUAUUAAUUUGUAUUAGCAUUUUUGCAAAUACAGUUUUUCAAAAUACAAUGAAUAAUAAAUACAUGUUGAGAAAUUUGGAAAAUAGUUUGAACAUCAGAAGUUCCUUAACGUCAUUAGUAUACAAAAAGGCUCUACAUUUAUCAAGUGAAGGUAAAUCAGCGUUCAAUUCGGGAGAUAUAAUGAAUUUGAUGUCAGUUGAUGUUAAUAGAAUCUCAUAUGCAAUGUUGAGUAUCAGUGCUAUAUUUUAUACACCAUUCGAUGUGAUUGUGGGAUUGAUUUCAUUAUGGCCAUUGCUUGGAACAUCAACAUUAGCAGCAUUUCUCGCUAUAGCGUUGAUAGUCCCAAUCAAUAUUGUUUUAGUGAAAUACAUAACUAAAAUGAAUAAAGAGCAGAUGAAGUUAAAAGAUCAAAGGACAAAUAUUAUAAAUGAAAUUUUAAUGACUAUAAAAAGUAUCAAAUUAUAUGCUUGGGAAAAACCAAUGCUUAAAAAAUUAUCAGAAGCUCGAAAUGAUAAAGAACUAAAAAAUUUAAAAAGAGUAAGAUUAUUCAAUCAAAUUUCAAAUUUCACUUGGUCAUUAAUUCCAAUUAUGAUGAAUCUUUUAUGCUUUGGAUGUUUUGUAUUGACUCAAAAAAGACCGCUAACUUCAGAUAUUGUUUUCCCAGCAAUAACUUUAUUAAAUUUAAUAUCGUCUCCAAUUUUGGAUUUACCAGAUACUAUUGAUUCAAUCAUUGAGGGCAAAGUCGCACUAGAUAGAGUGAAAAAGUUUUUGAUAUGCCUGGAACUUGAUGAGGAUUUAAUCAGCUAUGGGGGAAACAAGGCUAUCGAAAUAAAGGGAGCUUCAUUUUACUGGAAAUCAGAACCAUAUAAAGAUAAUCAACGAGAAUUACCACAUGCUUUGAAGGAUAUCAAUUUUGAAGUCAACAAGGGAGAUUUGGCAUGUGUUGUUGGUAAAGUGGGUAGUGGGAAAACAUCAUUGUUAUAUGCAAUACUUGGUCUGAUGGUUACAUUCGGGUCAGAUCCAUUGAUUAAAGUAAAUGGUAGUGUAGCCUACUGUGCUCAGAGUCCUUGGAUCAUGAAUGCAUCAGUGAAGGAGAAUGUUUUAUUUGGUCAUAGGUAUGAUCAGGAAUAUUAUGAAUUAGUCAUUAGAGCUUGUCAGUUAGAACAAGAUCUUAGAAUACUACCAGAUGGAGAUGAGACUCAAGUUGGUGAAAAAGGAGUCAGUUUAUCUGGUGGUCAGAAAGCGAGACUAUCAUUAGCUAGGGCAGUGUAUGCUCGUGCCGAUAUUUAUUUACUUGACGAUAUUUUAUCAGCUGUGGAUUCACAUGUUGGUAGAAACAUAAUUGAAGAGGUGAUAUCUAAGGAUGGUCUAUUAGGGGAUAAAACAAUUAUUUUAUGUACAAAUUCAGUUCUGGUAUUAAAAUACUCAGAUACGAUCACGAUGCUUGAAGACGGUCAGGUUAAAGAAACAACAAGAUAUCAAGAAAUAAAUGAAGAGCAUCAUCCACAAUUGUUUAACUUGAUAACAACCUUUAGCAAAAAUGAGGAAACAUCACCGAUUAAUUCAAAUUCAUCAAGCAGUGUUAUCGAAUCAAAACGUAGAAAAGCAAGUAUUGAAACUUUCAAUUGGGACCCUUUACAGAAAUUAUUACCAAAUUUAAAAUCUGGUCAAACUCAAGAAACUAGUCAAAAGGGUAAAGUGAAAUGGAAUGUAUAUGUUACGUAUUUUAAAGCUUGUUCAUUACCGGGCAUUGGGUUGUGGAUUAUUGUGUUAUUAUUCUCCAAUUGUUUAUCUAUCGGCAGUAAUUAUUGGUUGAAACAUUGGACUGAAGAAAAUUCAGAAACUGGAUCUAAUCAAAAUAUUUGGUCCUUUUUAUUUGUCUAUGCUGCAUUGGGAAUUGGUGCAACAUUUAUGACUAUUUCGAGACAAUUGAUAAUGAAAUUAUGGCUAGGAAUUAAUGCAUCAAAAAAAAUCCAUGAUGAAAUGGCAUUAAAAGUUUUGGGGUCUCCUAUGGAAUUUUUUGAAAGAACUCCAGUUGGUAGAAUAAUGAACCGUUUCACAAAUGAUAUUAAUAGAAUAGAUGACAACAUUCCAAAUACUUUUGCUGCUUUUGUCGCCCAGAUUAUGAGAACUUUUUUAACUUUGAUUGUUGUGAGUAUUGCUAUACCGGCAUAUUCCAUUGUUAUAUUGAUAUUGGGUGUAAUUUAUUACUAUUAUGAAACUUAUUAUGUAGCUAUUUCAAGAGAAUUGAAAAGAUUAGUUUCUGUAUCAAGGUCUCCAAUCUAUGGACAUUUGGGUGAAAGUUUGAAUGGUAUUGAUACCAUUAGGGCUUACGGACAAGCUGAUAGGUUUGAAUUCAUCAUGAGUAAGAUCAUAGAUUUUAAUUUGAAAUCUCAAUACAUGCUUACAUCAAUUAAUCGUUGGUUAUUUUUUAGAUUGCAGGUUAUUGGUGGAUUGGCAGUUUUGUCUGCUUCAAUCAUGUUGAUAUCUACCACAAAGACUUCUCAACCGUUAACAUCUUCAAUGGCUGGGUUUUUAAUGACUUACGCACUUCAAGUGACUGGAUCUUUAAGGAUCGUUGUUAGACAGUCUGCGGAAGUUGAAACUAGUGUUGUUGCGGUUGAAAGAUGUUUAGAAUAUACUGAAUUGAAAUCUGAAGAAACUUCAGCAAAUAAAGUUAUACCUCCAUUAAAUUGGCCAACUAAAGGAGAAAUUAAGUUCAUAAAUUAUUCCACAAAAUAUAGGGAAAAUUUGGAUUUAAUUUUGAAGAAUAUAAAUUUAUCAAUUAAGCAAAAUGAAAAAAUUGGAGUAGUUGGAAGAACAGGAGCUGGGAAAAGUUCAUUGGCCUUAUCAAUUUUUAGAAUUAUUGAACCAGUAGAAGGUAAUGUUGAGAUUGACAAUUUAAACACUAGCAAUAUAACCUUAUUUGAUUUAAGACAUAAGUUAGGUAUUAUUCCACAAGACUCUCAAUUAUUCAAUGGUACAAUCAGACAAAACUUGGAUCCAUUUAACUAUUAUAAAGAUGAAGAAAUUUGGAAAGCAUUGGAGUUGGCCCAUUUAAAAGAUCAUAUUGCAAAAUUAGGCGAGGAAGAAGAUAAGUUGUUAUGUAAGAUAGAUGAAGGGGGAUCCAAUUUUUCAGCAGGUCAGAGACAGUUGAUGUCAUUAGCUAGAGUAUUAUUGAAAAUGAGUGAUUCUAAUAUUUUGGUAUUAGAUGAAGCGCUGUCAAGUAUUGAUCUUGAAACAGAUAAAAUUCUUCAGCAAACCAUAAGAUCAGAAUUCAAAAAUAAAACAAUUGUAACUAUAGCUCAUAGAAUUGAUACUAUAAUGGAUAGUGAUAAGAUAAUUGGAUUAGAUCAAGGGGAAUUGAUUGAAUUUGAUACUCCUGAAAAUCUUUUUAAGUCUCAACUGGGGGUAUUUUAUGGAUUAUGUAAACAAGGCGGUUAUUUAUAG